AUGUCUUCAUCAUCGUCGUCAACUUUACUUCCUUCGAACACAGAAGAAGAUCUGGCAUCAGAAAGUGUUCAAUCAUCUGCUUCCGAGAGACACCAGGAAGUGGAAGAUGUCGCAAGUAGUACAAAUGUAAAUGUUCAAUCGAAUAGCAGUGUUAUCAAUGACUCUUCUAAUGACAAUCUAUUACCGGCGAACACUUUUAGCCCUAUUGAACAACCAAGUGAUAAUGAUUAUCAGGUGUCUAUAUCUGUUGAUGACGAAACAAACGCUCUUCUCAACCAAGGGCAUUCGACUGUGAAUAAAAUCCUUGAACUGAAAGCAGAUGAAACUCUAUCACGCUCGAAUCCAAUUGAUCAAGCUGUUCUUCCUACUAUUAUCAACAAUAUCUCAGACAACAGUGCAACAACGGAUAAUGGUGGUACUGAACCACAUAAUACACUAACAACACAAUCUCAAACAAGUGCCAUAACUGAAGAAAAUAGUCAAAAGCAAUUCCCAAACCAAAAGCACAUUAUGAUAAGCUAUAAUCAAGCCACAGCAUCAGAUGUUUGCUUGAAAAUCUAUAAUGAUCUAAAGGCAAAACAUUAUAAUGUAUGGUUCGAUAAAGUAAAUCUACAUGGUAGCAUACUUGAUGGAAUGGGUGAAGCAGUUGAUAAUUCUUAUAUUCUUCUUUUGUGUUUGAAUAAUGGAUACUCAAAUAGUGACUAUUGUAUAAAGGAAGCUAAAUACGCAACUGAAAAAAGAAUUUCCGUAAUUCCAUGUAUUAUGGAAGAGGGAUUUCGUCCCCUCGGUGGUCUCGGUAUCAUUAAAGGCGAUCUAAAACACAUUGAAUUUUUCAACGAAGAUAAAUUUGAUGAAUCAUUGGAGCAAUUGAUCAAUGAAAUCAAUUGUAUUGAAAGAAAAUUAGGCAUGAGAUCAGAAGCUAAUUUAUCUACACAAGCAAAUAUCAAUGGAAUGAGUCCGCUAACAACAAUUAGUUCAUCACCUUUCAAUGAUAUGAACUUCUAUGAUCGUUUUAAUACCAUCAUUUCUGAGCAUAUUCUAUCGAUUCAAACAAGUCAUCUUCGUCGGGAUAAACUCAAUGAAAACGAUUUUAGAAAAAUUCUAUAUAAACUUAUUCAAGAAUUUUCUCCUGAAACUUUGCAAUCGUUUCAAAACAAUCAGUCUAGUGUUAUUGAUGACGAGCAACAACAAGAAAAUGACAAUGAUCAUCUCAUACAACACCUUCUCCAAUGUAACGAACGAUUAGCAGAAAAUAUUCGGAUUCAACAAGAAAAUUAUAUUAAUACUCAACAAUACCUUCUCGAUCAAAACGAACGAUUAGCAGCAUUUAUCCGUUUUCAACAAAGGCAAGACCAAAAUAAUGCUCAUCUUUUACAACGUCAUUUCAAUCAAAAUGACGAAUUGAUAUCAAUUGUUCGCACUCAACAAGAACAACAACAAUUUUCUAACCAAAACAAACAAUUAGCACAAAUUACUCGUAAACAACAAGAGCAAGAGCGAAAUUAUCAUAUUUCAGAGCAACUUUUACAACGUGUUGACCAAUUAACACAACUUCUUGUCAAUCAGCAGCAGCAACAUUCCAGGGAUAUUGAGGCUUUGCACCAACUGAUUAAUCGAUCAUUUGAGAGAAAUGAAUCAUUACAAACAACUAUUGAUCAGCGUUUAACACCGCAAGAUAGACAAGAACAUAAAGAAGGUCGCUUCUAUCUCAAUUUCGAUACAUUAAGCAAAUUGGUUCAGACUAUCAUACUCUUAUGGACCUUGAUUAUACUUUUAAGAAAUACAUAA
Molecule: messenger RNA, 1788 nt
Organism: Rotaria sordida
Lineage: Eukaryota; Metazoa; Rotifera; Eurotatoria; Philodinida; Philodinidae
Source: the annotation of a GenBank genome assembly